Molecule: messenger RNA, 600 nt
Organism: Micromonas commoda
Lineage: Eukaryota; Viridiplantae; Chlorophyta; Mamiellophyceae; Mamiellales; Mamiellaceae
Exons: 1
Coding region: 1-600 (199 amino acids)
Source: RefSeq, a predicted model, not a curated record
AUGGCGCCUCCCGCCCUUGACGUCUCCAAGGAUGACCCCGGGGAUUCACCUCGGGGUCCGCUGAGCGUCGCGAGCGACACGUCCCACUCGAUGGAGAGCCCGAGCGCGGCCGAGGACGUCGACGAUGACUUCACCUUCGACUCUCCGAGGGCGUCGUCGCCCGCGUUCUCGCCGUCGUCAGUCUCCGGCAACGGCACGGACGGCUCCUUCGAUCGCGACUACGUUUGGGGAGUGAGCCCCGCGAGCGUGACGAAACGAGACGACGGGGAGACGGGAACCGCUCGUGAACCCCGGCCGACGGGUCGAGAGCGGCGGGACCGGGCGGCGUCCUCGGCCGCCGUCGUCGAGGCCGUCGUCGGGGCCAUCGCCAGCCGACCGUUUCAAUCGUCGCUCGGGGCGGGGAAACACCACCCGGCGGGCCUUAGACCCACGCCGCCGGUGGAUCUGGGACCGGAGACCAAGGCGCCGAUAUCCCCCCGGGCCGCCAAGGCGAUCGGCGGGUGGAGAGUGGUGAGGAGGCCGAGGCCGCCGGCGGAGCGAUCGGAGAGAUCGUCGCGCGGGUCGCCGAGGGCCAAAGGCAGGAGGCUGGUGUUCGCGUGA